GCUGGUGGCUUCGUAGUUGGACGAGCGCGCAUGAGUUCUGUGCGCUGAUGUAGUGACCUCACUUUUUGCACAGCUGUGUGAGAAACGGCGAACGCCAGAGCCCCUUUCGGGGGAGUUACCUCACGUUCCCGAGCAGCCAGCAUGUACUGCACGGUUUCUGGAACAUUGUAUGGACACCAAGAGAAAUCGUAUGAAAUCAGCAACAACAGUACAGAUUAAAAUGGACGAGUCGUCGCUUCUGGAUCUACUAGAAUGCUCUGUAUGUUUGGAACGACUGGACACAACCGCCAAAGUAUUGCCCUGCCAGCAUACCUUCUGCCGCCGUUGCCUCGAAAACAUCGUCUGUUCCCGCAACGAAUUACGGUGCCCCGAAUGUCGCAUAUUGGUAGAUUGUGGGGUAGAUGAUUUACCAGCGAAUAUACUCCUGGUACGGUUGUUGGACGGAAUUAAACAGCGCCCAAGGAAUGGGGGAAGACCAUCGCUUACCGGGAUAUCGCUCGGAUGUGCUGCCGGUAUCUCUGCGUCUCCUCCCGGAACAGCCAUCCGAGACUUGCCCAAUGCCACAAGAAGCUCUCCAGUGAAGAAUGUUCCUCAGCUGCCCUGUGGGAAGGCCCUGUACAGCUAUGAAGGGAAGGAGCCAGGUGACCUCAAAUUCAACAAAGGUGACAUCAUCAUCCUGCGCCGGAAGGUGGAUGAGAACUGGUACCACGGGGAGCUGAAUGGCAGCCACGGCUUCCUGCCGGCCAGCUACAUCCAGUGCAUCAAGCCCCUGUCCCAGACGCCCCCUCAGGGCAAGGCACUCUACGACUUUGAAGUCAAGGACAAGGACCAGGAUAAGGACUGCUUGACUUUCACAAAGGAUGAGAUUCUGACGGUGAUCCGAAGGGUGGACGACAACUGGGCGGAGGGCAUGUUGGGGGACAAAAUUGGCAUCUUUCCCAUUUUAUAUGUGGAGCUGAAUGAGACGGCAAAACAGCUGAUGGAGAUCGACAAGCCCACCACGGCGGUGCCAGGCCCAAGCUCCAGCAGCGCCGACCCGGGGCCCGCCCCAGCAGCCGGCCCUGGCCCCUGCACGAGCACAAGCACAAGCCCUCCCGGCACCACGGCCUCCACCAGUGACAACGGCUCCAGCAGCAGCAGCAGCAGUGCCAGCAGCAGUGCCAUCCAGCGCCGGGCCGAGGGCAAGAAGAACGCCAAGAAGCGGCACUCCUUCACGGCGCUGAGCAUGACCCAGCGCACCGCACAGGCCCUCAACAACAACCGGCACUCCAUGGAGAUCAGCGCCCCCGUGCUCAUCAGCUCGUCGGACCCGCGGGCCGCGGCACGCAUCGGGGACGCAUGCCCUCACCUCUCCUCCAGCGCCCCACCUCAGGACAACUUUGGGGGCUCGUCGUCGUCCAGCAGUGGCCUGGUGUUGUCCCCCCGCGUGGCCUCGGUGACGGGGGAGCUGCUAGCUGCAGCCAAGGUCCAGCUGCCUCUUAACAUAUAUCUGGCCUUGUAUGCCUACAAACCGCAGAAGGCAGACGAGCUGGAGCUGAGGAAGGGGGAGAUGUACCGCGUGAUGGAGAAGUGCCAGGACGGCUGGUUUAAAGGCACGUCACUCCGUAGUGGCGCAUCCGGUGUCUUCCCAGGCAACUACGUCACCCCCGUAUCCAGAGCUCCGUUUGCUGUGGGCCAGGCGCGGGUGUGUCUCCCCAGCCCGGCGGCUCAGCCCCAGGCCCAGGCAGCCAAGGUGGUGGCCGGCUCCUCGGGCUCGUGUUCGGCCGGCCCCUCCAGCCCCGUGCUCCUGGGGGGCUCCUCGUCCCGCUCCACGCCCCCGCUGGUCAACCCUUCCUCCUCUUCCUCCUCCUCCUCCUCGCCGCAGCUCCAGGCGGCCUCCGUGCACCUGAAGAACUGCCUGCGCAUGUCCGGCCCACAGUCGGUCGGCCAGGCUGCUCGCACCGCCAUGCAGCUGGUCCACAGUCCUCCUGCUGGAAGUCCGGAGCGUCCCACGGCUACCGUCUCGCCGCUGCGUCCCCAGGGCUCGCCGUCUCGCUCCCCUGGCCCCUCCUCCGGUCGGCCCCUGUCCAUGGUGUCCCCGCAGCACUCGCUCCAGGGCAGCCCGCUGUCCCCCGCCGCCCCUCAUCGCUCCCUCAUCUGCCUCACCUCCGCCGCCGCCGCCAUCACGCCCCCCAACAUGAGCGCGGCCCACCUGAACGGUAGCGAGCCCUCUUCGCCUGCCCACGGCCACGGCCACGUCCAGGGAGCCGUCGCCAGCCUGCCCAAACUGGAGGAGAAGAAAGCUGAAAAGAAAGAGAAGAAAGGAGGGGGUCUGCUCAAGUUGCUCUCAGGCGCGGCAGCCAAAAAGAAGUCCCGUUCGCCCCCCUCCGUGUCCCCCACGCACGAGGCCCACUCCUCCCCCGCGGCGGCCGCUUCCGAGGCCCUGCUGGCCGGUGCCAUGGGCUGUGCCCCCGACCUGCUCCCGGUGGGCAGCCACGGCCGCGCGGGCUCCUGCCCCAUCGAGAGCGAGAUGCACGGGGGCGGGGCCAUCGGCAUCGAGCCGCUGCACAGGAAGUCCGGAUCGCUAGACCUGAACUUCUCCGUCUCGCCGCCGACCCGCCAGCCCUGCUCCUCCCUCCUGGCCAUACGGCCCGAGCCCAAGCCCCUGUCUCGGGAGAGGUACAGAGUGGUGGUGCCCUACCCUCCCCAGAGCGAGGCCGAGAUCGAGCUGAAGGAGGGCGACAUCGUGUUUGUGCACAAGAAGCGGGAGGACGGCUGGUACAAAGGCACUCUGCAGCGCACGGGCCGCACCGGCCUCUUCCCUGGGAGCUUUGUGGAGAUCUUCUGAGAGUCUUCUGGAAGACCUUCAAGGGAAUCAGCAAAUCAGCAGCUUCACCCAGGGCUGGACUGGGACUGAAUGACAACUCCACUGUCUAUAUUGAUGAUGGAGCAAUGGGCCUCCCCCUCUAAUUUUGUGGGCCAAGCCCCAUGAAAAUAACAACAACAACA
Messenger RNA from Engraulis encrasicolus (European anchovy), 2988 nucleotides. Its product is annotated as E3 ubiquitin-protein ligase SH3RF3-like. Gene Ontology annotation, molecular function: metal ion binding; protein binding; ubiquitin protein ligase activity. NCBI's taxonomy places the organism in Eukaryota, Metazoa, Chordata, Actinopteri, Clupeiformes, Engraulidae. Gene Ontology annotation, biological process: positive regulation of proteasomal ubiquitin-dependent protein catabolic process; positive regulation of JNK cascade; protein ubiquitination. Bases 170 to 2827 code for a protein of 885 amino acids. The transcript has 10 exons. The record is from RefSeq and is a predicted model, not a curated record.